ACACACACACUCGCAGAAGAAGAGCGGCAGAGUCCAGCGCGCGCGUCUCACAGAUCGGCGAUAAUAAUAUUUAAUAUUUAAUAUUUGCGCGCAUAUUGUGAUAUAAAUAUAAACGUGACGGCGACCGCGGAAGAGUGCUCGUGUCCAGACGGAUGGAGGAGUUUCUAAAGCGCUUUAAAAACCACAGCAGAGCGGAGCAGCGCUGGCUCUCUGCAGUGUUUGAGGCAGUGCAGCAGCAGCUUCAUCCUCUCAUCGAUGCGUCUCUGGGUCUGUCUGUGUCUCGUCUGGCUCUGGCCGUGCUGUCGAAGGUUCAGACGGCCGUCGGCUCAGACAGCACUGGUCUACCUGUCAGCUACAGGUUUGUGUCCGUGUCGGAGCUGAUCCGCGAUCAGAGAACCGCCUGCUGCAGCAGCCUCAGCUGGAGCUCCGCCCACUACCGGGAACACGCCAGGGGGGCGGAGCUAAAGCUGCCCGCUUAUAAAGCUCUCCCUCGUGACAACCUGCUUCUGAUUGGCUGUCUGUGUGACGGACUGACCGCGGGGACCAAUGACGGGGUCUGGAGGGUGAGAGACGCGGGAGGGAGCCUAGCAUGUGCGAUGCUGAAGUCGUCUUGUCUCUGGCUGGGGAGGCUGAUGCUGUUUCCCUCAUGGAACUACAUCCCCCAUAAUGCACCUGGAGCGGGUUACCUGGAGCUGCUGGAUCCUCCGAUGUGUGUGACCCUCGAGGCCAUGGCCUUUGACCCCGGAGGAGCCCUGAGCGAGGUCAUGAGCGUGAUGCGGGCGGCUGAGCUCCUCAGACAGAGUACCGGUAAUCUAUAUUCUGAUCUUUCUGUAAGUUUGAUCUGGUGUUUGUUGGUCUGUUCUGUGUCUCAGGAAGCCAAGCAUCAGUACUGGAGGCAGUGUGUGUGUGUCGGCCAGAGCGUGUGUGUCUCGUCUCUGCGUGUGUGUUCACUGCAGAUUUGUUGUCUAGUGUGUGUGCGGCGGUGUACAUUAGUCAUGGAGAGGUUCAUGAAGACACAUUUCCUUUCCUGGAAACACCUGGAUCAGCCGAGUUACAUCACACACAAACACUGCAGGGUUUAUCUUCAGCUGUGUGUGGAUGAUCUGACCCUCAUCAGUCCGUCUGCUGCCAUGAGCCGCUGUCUGAUGGAGGACAGACAGACAGACCGAGAGAGCGCUAAGAGACCCAGAGUGCCUGAGCGACCUCUGACCCCUGCGGCGUGCGUGAGUUUGCUGCUCAGACUGGAGUCCAAGCAGGGCGUGACGCUGCAGAACGGCUUCGUCUGCAGAGCCGUGUGUCUGGGAGACGCUCAGCGCUGGAGCCACGACCCCAAAAACCACCGGACGCAGGAGCACGAGCGACACCGAGACACUCAGAAGAUUGAGCUGCACUUCAUGGGUUCGUGUGUUCGCUGGUUCCCCGUCCUUCAUCCUGGAUGUGUGUACAGAUUAAUCGCACGCAACACUGAGGAUGUGAGUGUGUUAAAAGCCAAGGUGGUUUCAGCGAGGGGUGGAGUCACACAGCUCAGUAGCCCCGCCCUCCUGCUGCAGCCGCAGUGGCGCAUUCACACGAUCACCGAAGAGCUGCCAGACACACAGUCAGGUGUUCCUGCGCUCAUGAGCGUGUCAGCAGUUCUUCACAGCAGCUCCGCCCCUGAGAUCGUCUCCUUCUGUGGAAUCAUUACUCAGCGAAUCACAUUACAGGAGGACAACGGAACCAAACCCAAGAUCCAAUCACCGACAGCAGCUGAAGAUGCAAGCAUUGAGCAGGAUCUGCGGGUGCGUUUGACCGUCCAGGACGCUGAUUGUCCCGGUCAUGUGAUUGAUGUGUAUAUGGAUCUGUCGUGUGGUCCGUACACACUCGGUCUGAUCGCCGGAGCCGCGGUUUCUGUCCAUCACGUUCAGCGCAAAGUCUCCAAGGCGUGUAACGUGUACUGCCGCUCUCUGCCCAUCAGCUGUGUGAGCGUCACUGAUCUGACAUCAGUCUGUUCAAGGUCAGGUGUGGCUCCGUCUCCUCCUCCCAUGAUGCUCUUGGGCGAGUGGGCGUCGGGCGGGGCGCAGCGCUGUGUGCUGGCUCAGGUCAAAGGUCACGUGGUGUGUGUGUUGUCUCUGCGGCUGCAGUGGACGUGUUCUCUCUGCGGGAGCAUCUUCAGACAGGUAGUGAUGUUGGUGCUGGAGGACGGCUCUGCUGACGCUCACGUCUGGUUCUCGUCUGACACCGUCUGCGAUCUGCUGAAGUUGAAUGCGGGUCAGUGGGAUGGGCUUCAGAGGCACGUCAAGGUCAAAGGUCACGUGAAGGUGUACACACGCGGGCACAACAUGUCUGUGUGUAGGUUAGUGCUGGAGGACGGCUCUGCUGACGCUCACGUCUGGUUCUCAUCUGACACCGUCUGCGAUCUGCUGAAGUUGAAUGCGGGUCAGUGGGAUGGGCUUCAGAGGCACGUCAAAGUCAAAGGUCACGUGAAGGUGUACACACGCGGACACAACAUGACGUGCGACGAGGACCCUAACGACGCUUUAGUUCAGUAUCUGAGCUGUGUGUGCUCCAGCACCUCUGUGUGUCGACAGAUUCACCUCACCUGCCGACUGCGAGCUCAGAGAACAGGGAAAUCUCAGCUGAGGAAAGUUCAUCGAGGACAAACUGAAUUCAUCUGCAAAUUCACACCUGCACUGCAGUUACAAUGCCAGCACAUACACACACGCUAAAAACUCACACACUCUCACACACACACACACACACACACACACACACUCACACACACACAAACACACACAAACACUAAACAGCAGACGUGUCGUAAUCAGAUGCUGCUCAGUGUUUCAUAUGUUUGAUGUUCUGCUGCGGUUCUUGAGCUUUUCACUCGUUCCCUGAAUUAUAAUUGUAACAAAAUAAUAUUUUUUAAAUAUUUUUUUUUAUGAUGAUUAUUUUGUUAUACACAGUAAAUAUUGUAAGAUAAAACUCUUGUUCAGAAACAGAAAUAAAAAGAAUUAUGUUUCAUUCGUUACGUUUCAUGUAUAGAUUUGAAUAUCUUGAAUAUCAGUUCAGCCUGAAGUCUCUCAGCACUAACCAAUCACAGAGUAGGAAAGCGUGUGGGGGCGGAGCUCCAGACAGACGAGCACUCGGGGGGCGGAGCUCCUCACAGAUGAGAGUUCAGUGGGUGGAGCUCCUCACAGAUGAGCGCUCAGUGGGCGGAGCUCCUCACAGAUGAGCGUUCAGUGGGCGGAGCUCCUCACA
Sinocyclocheilus grahami is the source of this 3234-nucleotide messenger RNA. RefSeq names its product CTS telomere maintenance complex component 1 (gene ctc1). Gene Ontology annotation, molecular function: single-stranded DNA binding; telomeric repeat DNA binding. The transcript has 19 exons. Bases 153 to 2705 code for a protein of 850 amino acids. Gene Ontology annotation, biological process: telomere maintenance via telomere lengthening; positive regulation of DNA replication. NCBI's taxonomy places the organism in Eukaryota, Metazoa, Chordata, Actinopteri, Cypriniformes, Cyprinidae. Gene Ontology annotation, cellular component: CST complex. The record is from RefSeq and is a predicted model, not a curated record.